This is a messenger RNA of Erigeron canadensis, 871 nucleotides long. Its product is annotated as CRIB domain-containing protein RIC4-like. The transcript has 3 exons. Bases 105 to 596 code for a protein of 163 amino acids. Lineage: Eukaryota; Viridiplantae; Streptophyta; Magnoliopsida; Asterales; Asteraceae. The record is from RefSeq and is a predicted model, not a curated record.
UGGCUUAUCUUUCUUAGAUCAGAAACUUCUUAUAUCUGCUUCAAACAGCAUUCUUCUUAAAUCUACUAUUUCAUUUGUAGUUGCUUCGGUUGUCAUCUGAAGUCAUGAGGGAUAUCAUGGAAAGGUUUCUAGUUUUACCAUUUUCGAUGGGAUGUGUGUCCAAGACGACGAAAGGUGUAGUUGAAUCGAAGACACAAUGCAAGGAGCAAAAUUAUCAACCGAAACAGCUUGCAACAAGAAUACAAGACGGAAAAUGCUCAUCAGGAAUGAAAAUCAAAAACUCUUGGGGAUUUGUCACACUAAGGAGAUCUAACAUUUCAAGAGGACUUCGACGACUAAUCUUGGACACGUUCCAAAGCUUUUCUCGAAUUAUAAGUCACAAAGAUGCAAACGAAAUCCAAACAAUGGAACUGGAAAUAGGUUUUCCAACAGAUGUAAAACAUGUUACACAUAUAGGAUAUGAUGGAUCUAUGACUACAAACCCUGUGAAAAACUGGGAUCAUAUCGAAACACCAGAAAUACAUUCUUUUCCUACAAUUUCCUUGAAGCAAUUUGAACAAGCAAUGGCUGCACAAUCUGAGAGUCCAACAGGUUGACACCUUCCAAAUGUACUUGAAAAAAUAUAUCUGAAUGAUUCAAUGGGUCCUAACCACUUGGAUUUGGCUCAAGUAAUACAGCCAGUUGAGAUAUUAGUUAGUGCAAAAGCAUAGGAGAAACAAUGGAUUGAUUGGUUUUCAGUGAUUCUUUUUCUGUUUCUUUAAAGGGUGUUUACACUAGAUAUAUAUUUGGUUUUCAUAUGUGUAAUAUACAUUUGUGUGAUUACAUGAUUUUAUAUAAAAGAAGUAUAUUUGGUGUACUUUAGAAACAUAAA